Messenger RNA from Cuscuta campestris, 4213 nucleotides. Lineage: Eukaryota; Viridiplantae; Streptophyta; Magnoliopsida; Solanales; Convolvulaceae. The record is from the annotation of a GenBank genome assembly.
UGGACCUACACCGGGGUCCGUGGGGUCCCGGGACCCCAUAGGACUCAAGGUGGGUCCGCCUCUGCUCUACCCUAUCACCUCUCAAAGGUAAAUUUAUAUUAAUUUAGGGGUAAAAAAUGUAAGGCAGAUAAUACUACAAAGGAUAAGUGAAAAAUAUGAAGUUCUGAUGUGAAUGAAAGAUAGAGUAUCUAAGCCCAAAAUAUUAUGGGGCGUUGGGAUCCAAAUCCGCCUAUAGUCACACCUCCGACGGUGGCACUAGCCUCCCGCGGCCGGAGACUCCCUCCCAAAUUUUAUGUCCAUUUUUGAAUUUCGCAGCAUUCUUGGAGCCAAAGCUUUCGAAAAUCUAUAUCUGCACUCGGAAGGCAUCAACCUCUGCAGAGCAUCGAUCUGUUCUCCUCGUCUCAACAGUUUUCUUGUCGUAGGUUUCAGUUCUUCAUAUUUUCUGGGCUUUCUCCUUUGAUUUUUUGGAGAAGCAUCGAUUCUUCAUAAAAGCGUAUUGAACAUUCAGUAAAUUCUUACAGUUUGCGUUCGUUUUCCCCAUUGUUGCUUGCCGAUUAAUCCAGGGUUCAAUUCAAUUCACUGCCUAUCUUCCCUUUAUUUUUUUUCGGGAGUUUGUUGCUGCUAAGAAUUUGAGAUUUGUAGGGUUUGGAUCAAGAUUCGAGCGAAUUCGAUCGUUUAAUUGUCCUUCUGGGAUUUUCUUGGCCUGACGCGAGAAAUUUUUUGUUCCGGCCGAGAGUUUUAGGGUUCCGGUUUGGGUUCAUACCCAAGAGUUGAGAAUUUGUGCGAUUAAAUUCUUCAUAGAAUAGAAUGAGGACAUGGUUGUGAAACGGAUAUUCGGGAUGCCGAAGUUGAAACGGUGCAAUUUGGCGGAGAAUGACGAGACGUUCUCGCCUAAAAGAGUGAGAACCAAUGAGCUUGUUUCGGUCAAAAUCACAGAGUUAGAGGAUUGGAACACCUGUUUUGCUGGUUCAGGGCGCAGAGGGGCUUCUAGCUAUGAUGGUGAAGCGAAAUCAAAUGUGAUGAUUUCCAGUGCAAUUCAACCUUUUCCAGGUGAGAAGAAAGGUUUAGAGGCGACUAAGGCUCCACUCCUGAAGUCCUCUCGCGGCCGUUUUCAGAUGCUUCCUUCUAAAUUCAAGGACUCAGUUUUGCAUUCGUGGAAGAAAGAUCCAUCCAGUGUUGAUGAGAAGGAAUUCUGUUCUGACAAUGAUAACCCUACAUGUAGUAUGGAGAAAAAUGUAGCUAAUAACUUUAGAUUUGGGCACUUGCAUGAUAUAAAGUUGAUUGAUAGUCACAUUAGAGCUGAGGUAGGUGGGGUUGGUUAUAUGGGGCACACGGAUUGUGAUAACAUAUUGUAUUCAAGUUCAAAAAGCUCAUUGACAUGUGUAAGUGGAUGUGGUGUUUCAUCAUUUGUUGAGUCUCAACCUAAGGUGAAGACUUGGUCUGCAAGAUCUGAGAAAUACACAAAGAGGAAUGUUGAAAAGAAAGAUUACUAUGUGCUAGGGGACUUUCUUUUGGGCGAUAUAGUCUGGGCGAAAUGUGGAAAGAAGUUCCCUGCCUGGCCAGCUCUUGUCAUUGAUCCACUAUGUGAUGCACCAAAAUCUGUUCUCAAGGCUUGUGUUCCAAAUGCUAUUUGUGUGAUGUUUUAUGGGUACGCCAGAAAUCACCAAAGGGACUAUGGAUGGAUCAAAGCCGGAAUGAUAUUUCCCUUUCAAGAGUGCCUGGAGAAAUUUCAGGGACAGACUAACUUGUUUGGAAGCAAGCCAGCUGAUUUCCGCGAAGCAAUAGAAGAGGCAGUUUUGGCUUGCCAGGGCUGUAUGAAUGGAGAGUCUGCCAAUGCACAAGAGACACCAUUACUUCCAAACCAACCAGAGAUUGCAGAGGACACAGGAUCCAAUCAGGAGCUAGAAUGCUGCUCAUACCCCCAGGAUGCAUACUCUAAGAGGAAAAGAACUCGAUUUUGUGACAGCUGCGGUUUAAAUCUGCCAUGCAGAACAAUGAAUAAAGUGAAAGACAGGGACGCUCAAACCCAUUUUAUUUGUACACACUGUACUAAGCUGAGGAGAUCAAAGCAGUACUGUGGAAUCUGCAAGAAAAUUUGGCAUCAUUCUGAUGGUGGGAACUGGGUAUGUUGUGAUGGUUGCAAUAUUUGGAUGCAUGCUGAGUGCACCAGUAUAUCCCACAACGUUUUUGAGGGCCUGUUCAGCACUGAUUAUUUCUGCCCCGAAUGCAAAAUUAAAGCUUGUCAUACUUCUGUCAGUGUAGAAAAAAGGCAACAAAAACCCAGCCUAUCAAGCAGGCCUAUGGAGAACAUCAACCAAACAGAGAUGCCUGGAACUGUUGAAGUUGUCUGCUUGGGCAUGGAAGGAAUUUAUCACCCAAAUCUUCAUUUAGUUCAGUGCAAGUGUGGUUCAUGUGGGACAAGGAAACAAACACUUAAUGAAUGGGAACGACAUGCGGGAUCCAGAGCAAAGAAAUGGAAGUACAGUGUUAAAGUGAAAGGCUCGAUGAUAACUCUUGAUAAAUGGAUAACAGAUCAUAGUGUUGCUUCACUGAAGUUGGAUCUUUCACAAUUGUUAUCUUUUCUACAUGAGAAGUAUAAUCCUGUUAUUGCAAAGUGGACUUCAGAGCGUUGUGCUAUUUGUAGAUGGGUCGAAGAUUGGGAUUAUAACAAGAUAAUUAUAUGCAACAGAUGUCAAAUAGCUGUCCAUCAGGAAUGCUAUGGAGCCACUGAAGUUCAAGAUUUUGCUUCAUGGGUCUGCCGAGUGUGUGAAACUCCUGAAAUUGAAAGGGAAUGUUGUCUCUGUCCUAUAAAAGGAGGUGCACUUAAGCCUACAGAUAUUGACAACUUAUGGGUUCAUGUUUCAUGUGCGUGGUUUCGACCUGAGGUUGCUUUCUUAAAUGUGAAGAAAAUGGAGCCUGCCAGUGGUAUUCUUAGGAUUCCUCCAGAUUCCUUUGUUAAGGCAUGCACAAUAUGUGAACAAGUUCAUGGUUCCUGUACGCAAUGCUGCAAGUGCGCCACUUCUUUCCAUGCAAUGUGCGCUCUAAGAGCUGGAUACCAUGUGGAACUGAAGUGCUUUGAAGAGAAUGGAAUGCAGCUAUCAAAAUGGGUAUCAUAUUGUGCCUUGCAUAGAACCCCAAAUGCAGACAAUGUUGUAGUAAUGAGGACCCCCUUAGGGGUAUUCUCUACUGGAAAUGUGCUGCAGAGACAGAGUGGAGAACGCUGUAUGAGGGUUUCAAGGCUCAUUUCAACUACACGUCAUGACCUCCCAGAUACAUCAGAUCCCGAGAACACUGAAUUCGAACCUUUUUCUGCUGCUAGGUGUCGCAUCUUCAAAAGGUCUUGGAAGAAGAGUCACAACAAACAAGUGGGAGUAUUUCAUCGACUAAUGGGGCCAAGGCAUCAUCCAUUGGAAGAGAUAGAUUUUUUGACUGCACACAACAAAAUAUCAGAGGUUAAGGGGUUUUCAACAUUCAUAGAGCGCCUCAGUCAUCUACAGAAAUCUGAAAACCUCCGGGUUUGUUUUGGUAAAUCCGGAAUACAUGGAUGGGGUGUUUUUGCUAGAAGAAACAUUCAAGAAGGAGAUAUGGUCUUUGAAUAUCGUGGAGAGAAGGUGAGGCGCAGUGUUGUUGAUCUGAGGGAGGCGAGGUACCAACGCGAAGGCAAAGAUUGUUAUCUAUUCAAAAUCAGCGAUGAAGUAGUCAUUGAUGCCACUAAUAAGGGGAACAUUGCACGCCUUAUCAAUCAUUCGUGCAUGCCCAACUGCUAUGCAAGGAUUAUUAGUGUCAGCAAAGAUGAUAGCCGAAUCGUUCUUAUAGCCAAGACUAAUGUUUCAGCUGGGGAUGAGUUAACGUACGAUUACUUGUUUGAUCCCGACGAGCAUGAUGAGAAAAGAGUACCCUGCCUAUGUAAAGCUCCUAACUGCAGGAAAUUUAUGAACUAGGUCACAGACACACCAAAAAAAAGUGUACAGGAUUCUUUCGAGGGCACAUUUGUUUGAUAUCUCCCUCAUUUUUUACAUAGUAGGUCCAAAUUUUGAUAUACCCAUUGACGGGCACGAACAUCUGUAUAUCGCAAAUGUUGCCAAUCUCAAUCAGAUUGGAUUUGUCAUAGACAGUUGUUCAGUUCACCGUCUAGGCUAGUUACGUAUGGAUAUUCUUUUUGGCAGUCUGAUUUGUAUAUUUUGCCCUUCUUUAAAAAAAAUGGUUGCAUAUU